Messenger RNA from Apis florea (little honeybee), 1089 nucleotides. Its product is annotated as trypsin-1-like. Gene Ontology annotation, molecular function: serine-type endopeptidase activity. The record is from RefSeq and is a predicted model, not a curated record. Gene Ontology annotation, biological process: proteolysis. NCBI's taxonomy places the organism in Eukaryota, Metazoa, Arthropoda, Insecta, Hymenoptera, Apidae.
AUGAUCGAUUGUGGUUAUCAACGAAAUAUUUGGACUAAAAUAUUACUUUUAUUUUCCGUUUUUUUCGCGGAUGUUCUCGCGUCCGAAAAUUUGAAAUAUGUGAACAUCACGGAUUAUCCUUAUCACGUAUCCAUCGAGAAAUAUGGGGUACACACGUGCAGCGGAGCGUUGGUGCACGAAUUGUGGGUAAUAACCGCGGCGUCCUGCGUUUUUCAGGCAGACCUGUCCACGGUAACCGUGCGAGUGCGCUCGUCCAUGCUUUCAACCGAUGGAGAUCAAUUGGAAGUGGGCAAUAUCGUUGUGCAUCAGGAUUUUGAUAAAUACGUUCUGCUCAAUGAUAUCGCGCUAAUCAAGUUCAAGCUACCUGUACAAUUUGGGGCCAAAUUAUUACCGAUAUCGCUUCCGGAAAAGGAAGACAAGAAGCUUAAUGACGGAACGACGUGUUUCGUGACAGGCUGGAGAAACACUCUGGUCGGUCCAGUGGAACCUCAACUCACGGUGACAGCAGUGCCCCUCGUGAACCAGAGUACCUGCAGCUCGGCGAUGCCCUGUUACGAGCCCGUGCUCCAGAGGAUGCUCUGCGCCGGCAACAUGACCCAGGGGGUAGAGACGUGUCAGGGUGAUCCAGGUGCUCCGCUGAUGGAAGGGCAGACUCUGAUUGGCGUUCUAUCCUAUGGAUUAGGGUGUAAAACUAUGAUACAUCCGGGCGUAUACACUCGUGUCAGCAGUUACCUAGCGUGGAUCUCGGCAAAUUCCGGUAUCCACUAUAUAUAAGAUGAUAUUCGCGAAACGCUACAAUGUCAACAUUGCUUUACCAGAAACACGUGGUAUGAUCAAAGCCUCUUAUAGUUUUAAAGGGGUGAGGGAUGUGAGAUGAAAUUUUUUCUUGUUUCCAUCUCGUCAUUGUAAAUCUGAAAUUGAGAUUGACUAAGCUCUUCUUCCUUAACUGCAAUAUCAUCAUCGUACAUUUGCAUUGUGGAGUCAGAAAAUAGUCUGAGGAAAAUAGUGGUUAAAAAUGGUAUUUUUUUCUUUUUUAAUAAUAAUUUUAACAUUAGAAAAAUGAAGAAUAAAAAUUCUAUUCUAUUCGCA